Messenger RNA from Octodon degus (degu), 2970 nucleotides. RefSeq names its product VPS52, GARP complex subunit (gene Vps52). The transcript has 20 exons. Bases 246 to 2417 code for a protein of 723 amino acids. Gene Ontology annotation, cellular component: GARP complex. Lineage: Eukaryota; Metazoa; Chordata; Mammalia; Rodentia; Octodontidae. Gene Ontology annotation, molecular function: syntaxin binding. The record is from RefSeq and is a predicted model, not a curated record. Gene Ontology annotation, biological process: lysosomal transport; endocytic recycling; retrograde transport, endosome to Golgi.
CCGCAACUUCCGGUACGGCCUGUCUAGUUUUACCGUGGUCACGUUCCUGGGCGUGUGCGCUUCUAGAGUGCCGACGCGAGACUGUGCUUAGGACUGCCGAUUCCCAUCUCCACUUGGGUGGCGUGGUCGGAGCUGGAAAGCGCGAGGAACAAUUUCGGACUGUGCGGGACACGCUGGGAUUUGUAGUUCUCCCCGGCAGCGCAGCCUGUGGGACUGACAGCUGCCGGAAGUGAGGCGGCGGGGCAAUGGCCGCCGCUGCGACCAUGGCGGCUGCCGCGCGGGAGUUGGUGUUGCGGGCUGGGGCUUCAGAUCUGGAGGAAGAGGAGGGCGCCCUGGGAGGUGGUCCUGGGCUCCAGGAGCCACUGCAACUUGGGGAGUUGGAUAUCACCUCUGAUGAAUUCAUCCUGGAUGAAGUGGAUGUUCACAUUCAGGCAAAUCUGGAGGAUGAGUUAGUAAAGGAAGCUCUCAAAACGGGUGUGGAUCUCCGUCACUAUUCAAAGCAGGUUGAGCUGGAGCUACAGCAGAUAGAGCAGAAGUCCAUUCGGGAUUACAUCCAGGAGAGCGAGAACAUUGCGUCUCUGCACAACCAGAUCACAGCCUGCGAUGCUGUCCUGGAGCGCAUGGAGCAGAUGCUGGGAGCUUUUCAGAGUGACCUCAGCUCCAUCAGCUCCGAGAUCCGGACGCUGCAGGAGCAGUCGGGAGCCAUGAACAUUCGACUGCGGAACCGCCAGGCUGUUCGGGGCAAACUUGGGGAGUUGGUUGAUGGUCUGGUGGUGCCCUCGGCUCUGGUCACGGCGAUCCUGGAGGCUCCGGUGACCGAGCCCCGGUUCCUGGAGCAGCUUCAGGAGCUGGAUGCCAAGGGAGCUGCAGUCAGAGAGCAGGAAGCCAGAGGCACGGCGGCCUGCGCAGAUGUCAGGGGCGUGCUGGAUCGGCUCCGGGUCAAGGCAGUGGCAAAGAUCCGAGAAUUCAUCCUCCAGAAGAUUUAUUCUUUCAGAAAACCCAUGACCAACUACCAGAUCCCCCAGACAGCCCUGCUGAAGUUCAGGUUCUUCUACCAGUUCCUCCUGGGCAAUGAACGAGCAACCGCGAAGGAGAUCAGGGACGAGUACGUGGAGACGCUGAGCAAGAUCUACCUGUCUUACUACCGCUCCUACCUGGGCCGGCUCAUGAAGGUGCAGUAUGAAGAAGUAGCUGAGAAGGAUGACCUCAUGGGUGUGGAGGAUACGGCAAAGAAAGGAUUCUUCUCAAAGCCAUCACUCCGCAGCAGGAAUACCAUCUUUACCCUGGGGACCCGAGGCUCUGUCAUCUCCCCCACUGAACUUGAGGCCCCCAUCCUGGUGCCCCACACGGCCCAGCGGGGAGAGCAGAGGUAUCCAUUUGAAGCUCUCUUCCGCAGCCAGCACUACGCCCUCCUAGACAAUUCCUGUCGUGAAUAUCUUUUCAUCUGUGAAUUUUUUGUUGUGUCUGGCCCUGCUGCGCAUGACCUAUUCCACGCUGUCAUGGGCCGAACACUCAGCAUGACCCUGAAACACCUGGAGUCCUACCUGGCCGACUGCUACGAUGCCAUUGCUGUUUUCCUCUGUAUCCACAUUGUUCUGCGAUUCCGAAACAUUGCAGCAAAGAGGGAGGUCCCAGCGCUGGACAGGUACUGGGAACAGGUGCUUGCCUUGCUGUGGCCGCGGUUUGAGCUGAUCCUGGAGAUGAAUGUGCAGAGUGUGCGGAGCACUGACCCCCAGCGCCUUGGGGGGCUGGAUACACGGCCCCACUAUAUCACGCGCCGGUAUGCAGAGUUCUCCUCUGCCCUUGUCAGCAUCAACCAGACAAUUCCCAAUGAGCGGACCAUGCAGCUGCUGGGACAGCUCCAGGUGGAGGUGGAGAAUUUUGUCCUCCGGGUGGCAGCUGAAUUCUCCUCCAGGAAGGAGCAGCUUGUGUUUCUGAUUAACAACUACGACAUGAUGCUGGGCGUGCUUAUGGAGCGGGCUGCGGAUGACAGCAAAGAGGUUGAGAGUUUCCAGCAGCUGCUCAAUGCUCGGACACAGGAAUUCAUCGAAGAGUUAUUAUCUCCUCCAUUUGGGGGUCUGGUGGCUUUUGUGAAGGAGGCUGAGGCUUUGAUUGAGCGUGGCCAGGCUGAGCGACUCCGGGGGGAGGAAGCUCGGGUGACUCAGCUGAUCCGCGGCUUUGGUAGUUCCUGGAAGUCAUCAGUAGAAUCACUGAGUCAGGAUGUGAUGCGGAGUUUUACCAACUUCAGAAAUGGAACCAGUAUCAUCCAGGGAGCACUGACCCAGCUGAUCCAGGUUUAUCAUCGCUUCCACCGGGUGCUGUCCCAGCCCCAGCUGCGUGCCCUGCCUGCCAGGGCUGAGCUCAUCAACAUCCACCACCUUAUGGUGGAGCUGAAGAAACACAAGCCCAACUUCUGACGCACCAGAAUCUGCCGGGAUCUGCCUGAGAUUCUCUCCAUGGACCCCUUAUGCCAUCCGUACCCUUCAUGUCGGGUGCCCUUUGGUCUCCCUUACCUCCUAGGCCUUUGACAUGCCUCGCCCAGCCUCCCCGAGAGGACCCUGUGGAGGCGGGGUCCUGAAGAAUCGUCCCCUCUUUAGGUUUCUCAAGACCACUUGCCCCUGGACUUGUUUUCAGUUCCCCAGUUUUGUCACCUUUCUCAGCUCGUGUACAACCAAGGCUCUCUUCCUUCUACAAGCAGAAACUUUCACUGCCUUAGUGUCUUGCUCACAUAGUUCUGUCACCAUGUCCUGAGGUGUGAAGACUCAACUUGGAAGUGGUAGUCAGGAAGACUGCCUUCAAGUUACUUGGUGUUGUUUUGUUUUGUUUGCUUUUGUUUGUCUUUUCACUCAAAUAAUUUAUUUUCUGUCACUUUUUGACCUAAGACUUCAAUAACUUGAACACUAACCUGUUUAUGGCUUGAGAAUUACUCUAAGGUCAGUCUGCAGAAAACGAAUAAUUAAUAUGACACAA